Molecule: messenger RNA, 353 nt
Organism: Rhizophagus irregularis DAOM 181602=DAOM 197198
Lineage: Eukaryota; Fungi; Glomeromycota; Glomeromycetes; Glomerales; Glomeraceae
Source: RefSeq, a predicted model, not a curated record
UUUUUUCAUUGAGAAAAAAAUUUAAUGAUAUCAUACUGCGGAUUUCGUGCUCAACAAAUUCAUAUGUUCCUGAUAAUGUUGUGUUUUUAUUUUUAUAUUAUUUGCAAAAAUAUGGUGAAUAUUAUUUCUCCGAAUCUAUCAUUUAUUAUUACGAAUUUGGUUUAUCAAUAUUAUAGUUAAUGCAUAGGCUUUGUUGUUGAUUUUGACUUUUUUAAUCGUGUAACAAAAGAAAGUUAUCAUAUAUUCUUCACGGACGUGAUAUCGUUGAUGUAUCAAUUUAAAUUUUAAUUUUAUUUAUUAUUUUUUACUUUUUUUUUUAGAAAAUAUUCUCAUUGAAAUAUUUCAAUAAAUGU